This is a messenger RNA of Drosophila bipectinata, 1827 nucleotides long. RefSeq names its product syntaxin 5 (gene Syx5). Gene Ontology annotation, molecular function: SNARE binding; SNAP receptor activity. Gene Ontology annotation, cellular component: SNARE complex; endomembrane system; Golgi membrane. Gene Ontology annotation, biological process: endoplasmic reticulum to Golgi vesicle-mediated transport; intracellular protein transport; vesicle fusion. The record is from RefSeq and is a predicted model, not a curated record. NCBI's taxonomy places the organism in Eukaryota, Metazoa, Arthropoda, Insecta, Diptera, Drosophilidae.
UUUCUGCAAUCUUUACAAUUAUUAUGAACAUUUAGGAAAAUCAAAGGAAAAUGCAUAAACAAAAUUUAUAUUAUACAUUGCUUAGGACUCGCUGGAUUAGAUAUUAAACGCUGAAUUAAAGACACCGACGACAGGGUAUUCCCAGACCCAAAACAAACGCCAGAAAAAUUCGCUAUUCAGAAGGAAAGUCCAACAGAUCGCUUUUGUGUUGGUUGGGGUGCAUGAAAAACAGCAACGUCAACUCCGGGGGAAGAGCUCCAAUCUGAAAUGAGAUGCAAAGAAGACGCCUUCAUCAAUCGGACCAGCAGGAUUACAGCAGCACCAGCACCUAUACAAUUCAAGCAGCAGCGGAUCAGCAGGGAGGACCAACAGGACCAGCAGGAUUUGGAGGAUCAGGAGCAGUUGGCGGAUCGGGAGGUCUUCUAGCUCAGCCUCUGGUUUAUCCCACCCAACCCGUGGCCUUUGAGUCAACUAUCCAAAUCGGAGAAUCUGGUCAAUCUUUGGCACCAGACUCCGACGACAAGUACGGAAAAGCGGCCCGCCAGUGGAAUCUUCGAGCCUUUUCUGGCCAGGCCUUGCGUACAUUGAGCGCCGCUGCGGCUGUGGUUACAGGAAAUCAGCCAGGCGCCAAUAAUAACAACCAGGACAGUUAUAACUAUUCGGCUUCCAUUCCCUCCAGUCGGCAGGGAUUUAUUCAAUCAGAGGAACACUUUGAACCCGAACCUGAACCAGAAAUAUUCGUGAUGGCAGCUAGAGAUAGGACGGGAGAGUUCGCUAAUGCGAUAAGAUCGCUGCAGGCGAGAAACAUAACACGGGCGGUGAAUAUCCGGGAUCCACGCAAGGCCAAGCAGGUGCAGAGUUACUCGGAGUUCAUGAUGGUUGCCAAAUUUGUCGGCAAGAAUAUAGCCAGUACCUAUGCCAAACUUGAAAAGCUCACAAUGCUGGCCAAAAAGAAGAGCUUAUUCGAUGACAGACCGCAGGAGAUCCAAGAACUGACUUAUAUCAUAAAGGGAGAUCUGAACGCCUUGAACCAACAGAUUGCCCGACUACAGGACAUCUCAAAGGACCAGCGACGUCACGCUAGCGGCAAGCAUCUGGUCUCACAUUCCUCAAAUAUGGUUCUGGCCCUGCAAUCCAAGCUGGCUAGCAUGAGUACCGACUUCAAGCAGAUACUGGAGGUAAGGACCGAAAAUCUGAAACAACAGAAGACACGGAGGGAUCAGUUCAGCCAGGGACCAGGUCCACUGGCAGCUCACACCGUCUCGCCGUCUACUGCAAAACAAGGAUCGCUGUUACUGAGCGAAGAGAACCAGGCUGUGAGCAUAGAUAUGGGCAGCAGCGAUACAACACCCCUCCUGUCAACACAGACCCAGAUGGCCAUCUACGAUGAGUCGGAUAGCUAUGUACAACAACGAGCCGAGACCAUGCAAAAUAUAGAAUCUACGAUUGUGGAACUGGGAGGCAUUUUCCAACAACUUGCGCAUAUGGUUAAGGAACAGGAGGAGAUCGUUGAGCGUAUUGACACGAAUGUGGCGGAUGCUGAGCUUAACAUUGAGGCGGCGCAUGGAGAAAUUCUUAAAUAUUUCCAAUCGGUUUCCAAAAAUCGCUGGCUUAUGAUUAAGAUAUUCGGCGUUCUCAUAUUCUUCUUCCUGUUCUUUGUUGUUUUUAUGUCAUAAUUAAAGCCAAUUACCCGCCCCAGCAUCCCCAUGUACCUACCCUUGUAUACAGCAUUCUAAUUUAACCAAGUUCUAUCACAAUCUAUAGUUUAGUCCAAACUGUGGCCUCCCGGAAAUAUUGUAAAAUAAAGUUAUAACGAUACGUACAAAA